AUGCACCAGAUUGGGAGCGGCAUGUACGUGUCCGGCCCCGCGCCGGACAGGAAGCGGGAGCGGCGGCUGUCGUCGGGGUCGGCCGCCACGCCGCCGUACACGGGCGGGGACGUGGCGCGCUCGGGCGAGCUCGGCCGGAUGUUCGACAUCGCCGCGUCCCAGUCGCAGUCGCAGGCGCCGUCGCCGGCCUCCUCGCGCCGCAGCUCGGGCCCGCUGCACCGGCCCUCGCCGUCGCCGGCGUCGGGCCCGCUGUCGCAGCUCUCGCACCCGCCGGGGCUCCUCGUCGGGCCGUCCCCGUCCCCCGCGCCCUGGCCGUCGCCGGCGGUCGGGUCGUCGUCGUCGUCGUCGAGGAAGGGGAGCAGCAGGAGGAAGGAGGCGGGGACGGCCGUGGAGGCGCCGGCGCGCGGGAGGGCGAGGCUCGGCGUCCCGUUCGCGUGCUACGUGCUGGUGGCCGUGGCGGCCGCGGCCGCCGUCGGCGCCGGGGCCUUCUGCCUCGUGUCGUGGCACCGGUGGGAGGUCCUCGCCGCGGCGGGCGGCGCCGUGGCCGCCGUCGCGGCCGUGUUCGCGUCGAACGCGUGGCGGACGGCGGCCGAGGCGGAGAGGUUCUUCCGCCGGUUCCCCGACACGGUGUUCGAUGAACAUGGCGGGGACAUGCCCGUCGGCGAGCUCGUCAAGAUCACCGGGCAAGUUACCUGCGGUCGCCACCCGCUGGGCGCCAAUUUCCACAACGCCGCCCGAUGCGUGUUCACGUCUGUUGAGCUGUACGAACGCCGUCGGUGGGGCUGGUGCUGCGGAUGCCGCCGCCGGUGGCAACUCAGACACUCCGAGGCACGGGUGACGAACUUCUACAUCUCUGACAGUAACUCGGGAAAGAGAUUCUACGUGCGUGCCGGCGAAGGCGCCGUGAUCACUCCGAUGAUCAAAUACAAAACCAUCAGCUUUGACAGCGACAAGAAGGGCGCCUCACAAAACUUGAAGAACUGGAUGGCAACCAACGAGUUAUCUUGCAACGGAGAUUUGCGUGUUAAGGAAGGGUUAAUCAGAGAAGGGGACACAGCAAGUGUGAUAGGCAUCCUGAAGAAACACCAUGCCUGUGACAUCGUCGAUGCACCAAACGGUGUGAUCACGACCGGUUGCCAGCUGAUCCGCUGCAUGUUUCCUGUCUUCAUUGAGGGGCUCAUACUGAUUGGGGAUGAAGACCCUGACGAGGCUGUAUAUAUGGUCUGA
Molecule: messenger RNA, 1227 nt
Organism: Miscanthus lutarioriparius
Lineage: Eukaryota; Viridiplantae; Streptophyta; Magnoliopsida; Poales; Poaceae
Source: the annotation of a GenBank genome assembly